Papaver somniferum (opium poppy) is the source of this 1639-nucleotide messenger RNA. RefSeq names its product nucleosome assembly protein 1;2-like. Bases 126 to 1271 code for a protein of 381 amino acids. The record is from RefSeq and is a predicted model, not a curated record. Gene Ontology annotation, biological process: nucleosome assembly. Gene Ontology annotation, molecular function: chromatin binding; histone binding. Lineage: Eukaryota; Viridiplantae; Streptophyta; Magnoliopsida; Ranunculales; Papaveraceae. The transcript has 12 exons. Gene Ontology annotation, cellular component: nucleus; chromatin.
ACCCCCGCCUGUCCCCAAUCUCUUUCUUUCUUUACCUUCACUCCGUCUCCCGAUUCUAUCCCUUGUUUUAGGGUUUUGGUUUUUCUAGGGUUUGGGCCUUUUUAAUACUCUUUACUACCAAUAUCAUGUCUAAAGAUCAGUUUAACAUGGCAGAUCUUGGUGCUAAUCUUCCUGGUGCUGCCGCUGCUUUGAGUGCGGAAGAUCGUGCUGGACUUGUUAAUGCUUUAAAGAAUAAGCUUCAGACUUUGGCUGGACAACAUUCUGAUGUACUUGAAAGUCUUACACCAAAUGUUAGGAAGCGUGUUGAGGCUUUGAGAGAGAUUCAGACUAAGCAUGAUGAAAUCGAAGCAAAGUUUUUUGAAGAGAGAGCCAUACUUGAAGCCAAGUACCAGAAGAUGUAUGAGCCUCUUUACAGUCAGAGAUUUGAUAUUGUAAAUGGUGUCGUUGAAGUCGACGGAGUUACAAAAGAGGUUGAGGCUGACAAAGAAGCAGAUAAAGAUGCAGAAGUAGAUAAGGGUGUUCCCGAUUUUUGGCUCAAUGCUAUGAAGACAAAUGAAGUUUUGAUGGAGGAGAUCACAGAACGUGACGAAGGUGCUCUCAAGUAUCUGAAAGAUAUCAAGUGGUGCAGGAUUGAAGAGCCCAAGGGAUUCAAGCUUGAAUUCUUUUUUGAUACCAAUCCCUAUUUCAAGAAUGCUGUCCUGACAAAAACUUAUCACAUGAUUGAUGAUGAUGAACCAAUUCUAGAAAAAGCAAUUGGGACUGAAAUUGAUUGGUAUCCUGGGAAGAGUUUGACCCAGAAAGUGCUGAAGAAGAAGCCUAAGAAGGGGUCAAAGAACACAAAGCCCAUCACAAAAACCGAAGACUGUGAAAGUUUCUUCAAUUUCUUUAACCCUCCCCAAGUCCCUGAGGAUGAUGAUGAACUUGAUGAAGAGACGGCUGAAGACCUUCAGAAUCAAAUGGAGCAAGACUAUGAUGUUGGCUCCACCAUCCGUGACAAGAUCAUCCCACAUGCUGUUUCGUGGUUCACUGGAGAAGCUGUCCAGAGUGAAGAAUUUGAUAUGGAUAUGGAUGAUGAGGAUGAUGAUGAAGAUGAUGAGGAAGAUGAGGAUGAGGAUGAUGACGAGGAAGAUGAGGACGAGGAUGACGACGAUGAAGACGAUGAUGAAGAUGAAGGCAAGAACAGGAAGAAGCCAACAUCCGGAAAGAAAAGUAGAGUUCCAGCUGCUGAAGGACAGCAAGGGGAGAGACCACCAGAGUGCAAGCAGCAGUAAGGUUUGUUUAGCAGCAGCCAAGUAAAACUGGGUUUAUAGAGUGUAGUGUGGAGAGUGGCUUGAGUGGAGUGCGAAAGAUGGAGGGGAAUGGGGAAGAGAAAGCGAUAUGGGAUGGCAGUUUUGAUUUAUCCUUUCUUUGGUUGUUAUUGUCAUUGGUGUUAGUCGACAGCUAUAUUUUUUAUUUGGGGUUUUGUUGGGAGGGUGAACUGGAAAAUUGUUGACAUAUUAUGCCCUUUUUAGUUUUCCUUCCUGUGGUGGUCUGUGGUUAUUCCAGUGUUUUAACUUCCCUUUCAAACUAUUUGAAAUAGUAGUAUAUUCUUAUAUUGUUCUUAUAGUACUAUUUGAACAGUCUUGCCAUCAUCUAGUAA